AUGCCAACUCCGGCACUACAUCCUCUGCUUCAGGCCAGUGUAUAUCUAAAUGGACGACUGGUAACCACACAGAAGCUACAAUACAUUGUACAAACAGCUGGUGGAGCAGCAACGCAGUUGGCCCAGACUCAUGUUGUGAACGCUAUGAUAGGCACUUUACCAAUUAUGCGAAGACCAAGUCGAUUGAGGUACCGUCUUGCCUCUACAUUCUUGAUAGAGGAACCGCUGACACCAGAAGCAGUGCGUGCUAUCUAUGAUCUACAACCACAUUAUGUUGGUAGUCUGCAAGCACUUGGACCUGAAAGGACAUCUUUAGUGCAGGAGGAAAAGAUUGUUUUUGCCUUAAAUGGAAUGGCUACCAGCGAAAUGACUUUAGCUAAGAUACGCACUGUUUACAACAAGCUGGAUGCGGAGAUAUUGGCACCUCACGUGAGUAUCAAAGUCCUUUGCUGGCCAACUUAUGUGACAUUGGGCAUCUCGUCGAGUGACAAUAGCACGCCCCUCAGAAUAAUGCUGAAUACAGUUGCACAUGCUCCUGGUGCUGGAAGAUCGUUUGGUGCUGUGAUCAUAGGCUUAAACCGUUCCAGAUAUUUGGGCAUGCGCACGUUUAUCCCCAGACCUGUGCCUCGCCUUCUUGACUCCAUGGGUGGCUUUGCUUGCUUAUAU
Cylicostephanus goldi is the source of this 666-nucleotide messenger RNA. The record is from the annotation of a GenBank genome assembly. NCBI's taxonomy places the organism in Eukaryota, Metazoa, Nematoda, Chromadorea, Rhabditida, Strongylidae.